This is a messenger RNA of Corticium candelabrum, 919 nucleotides long. RefSeq lists its product as uncharacterized. The record is from RefSeq and is a predicted model, not a curated record. The coding region runs from base 1 to 669 and encodes 222 amino acids. Gene Ontology annotation, molecular function: carbohydrate binding. The transcript is spliced from 5 exons. NCBI's taxonomy places the organism in Eukaryota, Metazoa, Porifera, Homoscleromorpha, Homosclerophorida, Plakinidae.
AUGAAUUCUAGGAUCGAUGGCCAGUGGGGCAGAGUGGUGAAGUUGGAUCGGUUUCCGUACGCAAGCGGAAAGAAGUUCAGUCUUUCUGCGAAGACCGCUGCCAGAUAUUUUACUGUCAGAGGAAACGGUGAAGACCUCUACCUGUACGAUCACCGAAUACAGAUUGAAGCGAUCAAGCGCAUUUGCGUUACGUCAAAUCAUCACAAUUUCGUCAUCACCACCAUUUCAGCCAACGAUCAACUGCUUGACGACAUACCUGUAUCUCUGAAAAGCAGAAAUAGCAACAAGUAUCUCAAAAUUGCAGAAGAAACGAAUGCCAAGUUUGCUGUCGGUACCACUGCCUCAAACAAUGACGACGCUUAUUUGUUACCGAAACGACAACUGCCCACGUCACAAUCACAAAACGUCAUUACGCUGCGAAGCUUCAAAUUCGACCAAGUAUACUUGAAUAUUGAAGGAGAUCAAUUGAACGCCGGCAUAUUGUCUAAUUUUUGCGACUUUGACAUGACUAUAAACGACAAAAAUUUCUAUUUAUUUGAGUCUGUAAAGACGCAAGGCCAACGCAUCGGGGUUGACAGAGACGGAAAGAUAGCAAAGCCGAGUAACGUCGGCACUGGAAGAAAGUCUCAUUUCUACUACAACAUCAAUAAGCUAAGCCGGAAAUGCUAACGAUUGCACAGACGAGUAGAAAAUUAUGGAAACUGUUGAACGUGUACACACAUAUAAUUUAUAUACAUGUAUAUAAUUUAUUCGUGUCUAGCUAUGAUAUUUUCUAGGUAACUUCUUAGAUUUGUAAAUUCCCGUCAAUUUAGUGUAGCAAUAAUGUUGUUAUAUGAGGUUAUACUGCAUGUAUUGAGACAUGUGUGGUAUACAUAUUUAUAUUUUUAAUUAAUUGACGUGAAUAUUAUAAAUACACAAA